This is a messenger RNA of Chlamydomonas reinhardtii, 1248 nucleotides long. RefSeq lists its product as uncharacterized. Gene Ontology annotation, biological process: regulation of transcription by RNA polymerase II. The coding region runs from base 261 to 1013 and encodes 250 amino acids. Gene Ontology annotation, cellular component: mediator complex; core mediator complex. Lineage: Eukaryota; Viridiplantae; Chlorophyta; Chlorophyceae; Chlamydomonadales; Chlamydomonadaceae. Gene Ontology annotation, molecular function: transcription coregulator activity. The record is from RefSeq and is a predicted model, not a curated record. The transcript has 5 exons.
GUAUAAUCUCAAUCACUCACGUAACCUGCACCCUUGCUCGCUGAGGCUAAAGUUCGAUUUGCGCACUGGCCCAGGCCCUAGCUAAGUGGCGAUCCGGCUUCUCCUUAUACAACAUCAUACCACUCAAUCCAUAGUUCCCGCUAGGUACUCAAGGGAGGCAACGACCCGGCGCCCCGCCUCCCCGAGCUCGCCGGUCGGCCCUCCUGCUGCACACAGGGCUCACAAACCCCAUCUCCUCGCCGCCGCUGCCAGUAAUCGCCAUGGCCGCGGCGGCCACCAACGGUGCCACCAUGCGCGAGGCCUACCCGCCGCCGCCCUCGCUGUUCAACCUGUACCGCCCGGAUGACGGCGUGUCGCCGCUGCCGCCCGGGCCCCCGCCCAUCCCCACGCCCGCGGACGUGUCGGCGCUGCGGGAGCGCAAGGUGGAGCUCAAGGUGCUGGGCAAUCCCCUGAAGCUGCACGAGGAGCUGGUGCCGCCGCUCACCACCGCGGCGCUGUACCGGCCGGCGGGUCCGGACGGACACAUAGACUUCAAGUCUGAGCUGCGGCGGCUCAGCCGCGAGCUGGCCUUCAUGCUGCUUGAGCUGACCAAAGCAGUGGCGGAGCAGCCCGGCAGCUAUGCCUCCCAGCUGACGCACGUGAACCUGCUGUUCGCCAACCUGGUGCAGCUCACCAACAUGCUAAGGCCGUACCAGGCACGUGCCACCCUGGAAGCCACCUUGGGCCUGCAGCUGUCCAACAUGCGGGCGGCGCUGGGCCGGCUGCGGCAGCAGGUGGCGGCGGCAGAUGCGGCUCUGGGCGGCAUGGCGCGAGCGCUGGUGGAGGCGGGAGAGGGGGACAGCGCGGAGAGCGCGGCACGACCUGCAGAGGCGGGGACAGCGGAGGCGGGGGCGGCGGGUGCUGAAGCUGGUGUUGCAGCAGGGGAGGGGGCAGGGACAGAGGCGGCGGUGGCGGCGGCGCGAGGGGCGGAUGCGGGCAGGACAGCGGCUCCGGACGCCAUGGAGGAGUUUUGACGCAGGGCAGGACACCCGGUUGGCUGGCUGAGCGGAGACUGUGUUGGGAGAGUAAGCUCAAGUAGGACAAGUAGCGACUAGCAACUGACGGGAGGUGAGGAUUAAAUCAGGUUUGCGGAAGAAGAGGUGGGCGGUGCGUGGUAAGUAUCAGGUCUGAGUGCAUCCGUGGGGGAUGAGGAAUUACGGAAGCGUGUUCACCCCCCCCCCCCCUCAUUUGGUAACGACUUCAUCUGCA